Messenger RNA from Temnothorax curvispinosus, 1695 nucleotides. RefSeq names its product zinc finger protein 706-like. The record is from RefSeq and is a predicted model, not a curated record. The transcript is spliced from 3 exons. Bases 373 to 606 code for a protein of 77 amino acids. NCBI's taxonomy places the organism in Eukaryota, Metazoa, Arthropoda, Insecta, Hymenoptera, Formicidae.
GCCUUGCGAUUUGCGAAUUGCGAGAGAGAGAGAGAGAUUUGCCAGCACAGCAGGCACAGCUCCUAGAUGACAAUAUGACAGACUCGGAGCUUUCUCGCGGCGAGCGGCGAGCGGCGAGAUGCACCUCCCUCCUUCUCUUUCUCUCUCAUUCUCUCUCUCGUCCUAGAAAGUUUUCCCUGCACUUUUUUCCAGCGGUCGAAAGUGACCUUACCUUACAAUCCUUACGUCUUACUCCGGAGUCCGGGCCGAAGUAGCGAUCGCGUCGCGAUUAUCCCGGCGGAGGAGGCACGUGAACGAUUUUGUGUGACGCGAGUAUUAAUUCCGCAAGUCUGUCACUCUUGGUCGGCAAAUACGCACGUUUCGGCAGCUAGAAUGGCUCGUGGACAGCAGAAGAUACAGUCUCAAGCUAAGGCGGCGGAAAAAAGCGCGAAACUGAAGAAACAGCAAGGACACAGUGCCAAUGAUCAAAAAAAGGCAGCACAGAAAGCGCUGGUGCACGUGUGUACCGUAUGCAAAGCCCAAAUGCCAGAUCCUAAGACUUACAAGCAACACUUUGAAAAUAAACAUCCCAAGAAUGAACUGCCAGAUGACUUGAAGAAUAUAUGAGGGUACGAACUGUUGUACUACAGUGGGGAUUGGGUGAGAACGCAGGAAAAGUUUGCUGCAACUGACAAAGUGAUAUAGUUCAACAUUCAUCUGAUCAUUGCAUAGUUUGAGAAAAUGAAUUAAAUCUUGUUAGUGUUUUAACUAAUCUAUCGCACUCAACAGAUUGUUGUGCACAACUCAGAAUGUUAAGCGUAAUUGAUGAUUUACUUAUGGAAAAUCUUGAUUUGUAAACAGUUUUUGCAUACGUAUCAUAUAAUCAAUACUUUUCACGUAAACGUUACAUCUGGAGAGAUUCUGUGUAUAUUUCUAAAUAAAGUUCAUAAAUUUCAUGGCAAAAUUCUGAAAUAUUUUAACGAAAGGAAAAACGCAGUAUAUCGUCGAUUUUUUAAUUCUAUUACGAAGGAAGAUAAUUUAUAAGAAUAAUACAAUAUAAAUGAUUAGAAAGAAUAAUUAAAUCAUUAUUUAUUAAAAAAAAGCAUUCUUAUCCAAGUUCUUUAUAACGUGUUAUUGCUUGAAAAUAUUUCUAUUUGAACGAAUGCGCGUUAUAGAAAAAUGUUCUCGCAUUAUAAAUUUUAAUUCCAUACUUCUUCAUGACAGGAAUAUUAUUUUCUAUCAUUAUCUUUGUUGCAUUUAAUUAAUAGUUGUGGUAUAUUUUAAGGUAGAAGUUUAUAAAAACGGUUUUUAAAUUAUAAGAGGUUGAAUGAUACACAACAGUCUUUAACUACAUGACCAACUGCCAAUUUAUAGUUGAUUGUAUUGUAUGCUCUUUAAAAUAAGAACGAUCUAAGUGGGGAUAUAUUACAUAAGCCAGCCUUCCCUUCACGUUUGUAGAGGUAAAUAUUUUUAUUUCUGUUUGUAACGGGGCUUGUCAUUCGCAUUAUACCGGGCUAUUCACAGACAUACGCAUAAUUCCUGUUACAUAAAAUAUUAAUAAUAAUGCAUUUUAUAUGCUCGUAAAAUAUGUAGUACUUACAGUACCGUAAUGAACUAAGAAUAAUUGAUUCAUCCUACAUUGUUAUGUAUUUAUGUUAUUAUAAGAAAUGUAAGAAUAUUCUGUUGGCUUCAAUAAAGAAUCCAUUAUUCUUCGAA